Messenger RNA from Abrus precatorius (Indian licorice), 1209 nucleotides. Its product is annotated as 40S ribosomal protein S3-3-like. The transcript is spliced from 6 exons. Gene Ontology annotation, molecular function: structural constituent of ribosome; RNA binding. The coding region runs from base 147 to 854 and encodes 235 amino acids. Gene Ontology annotation, biological process: translation. The record is from RefSeq and is a predicted model, not a curated record. NCBI's taxonomy places the organism in Eukaryota, Viridiplantae, Streptophyta, Magnoliopsida, Fabales, Fabaceae. Gene Ontology annotation, cellular component: cytosolic small ribosomal subunit; nucleus.
UUAUUUUUCUUUUCUAAAACUAGGGUUUGGACUUUGCAGUGACGGCCUCUACCUAUAUAUCUUACUCGCUACUCUGAAGUUGGGGUUUGCCACCACCACCCAACCUUCAUCUUCACCUCGUGCGUGUGCUUUUGCGAUUCACAACAAUGGCAACUCAAAUGAGCAAAAAGAGAAAGUUCGUAGCCGAUGGAGUGUUCUUCGCGGAGCUGAACGAGGUUCUCACGCGAGAGCUUGCGGAGGACGGUUACUCCGGUGUCGAAGUUAGGGUUACGCCGAUGCGCACCGAAAUCAUCAUCAGAGCCACUCGAACACAAGCCGUUCUCGGGGAGAAGGGAAGGAGAAUCAGAGAACUCACCUCAGUGGUUCAGAAGAGGUUCAAGUUUCCAGAAAACAGCGUUGAACUUUACGCUGAGAAAGUCAACAAUAGGGGUCUUUGUGCUAUUGCUCAGGCUGAAUCUCUUCGCUACAAGCUCCUUGGUGGCCUCGCUGUACGCAGGGCGUGCUAUGGUGUUUUGAGAUUUGUUAUGGAGAGUGGUGCCAAGGGAUGUGAGGUCAUUGUGAGUGGAAAAUUGCGAGCUCAAAGAGCCAAAUCUAUGAAGUUCAAGGAUGGGUACAUGAUUUCUUCUGGGCAACCAGUCAAGGAUUACAUUGACUCUGCAGUUAGACAUGUUCUCCUUAGACAGGGUGUUCUCGGUAUCAAGGUGAAGAUCAUGCUUGAUUGGGAUCCUAAAGGAAAACAGGGUCCUAAAACUCCUGUCCCUGAUCUUGUUACUAUCCAUACUCCAAAGGAGGAGGAAGAAAACAUCCGACCUGCUGCUGUUUUGGCUAAUGAUGCCGAGGUCCCUGUUGCUUGAAAUGUUUUUAAGUGCUAUGGAGCAGUAAUUCAUAGUAGCUGAGUGCCUAGUUUUUAUUGUAUGCAAUGUUUGUUUUCAAAGACAUUCAAAAUUUUCUUUCUAGAAUUUUGAAGAAAUUGUCAUACUCAGUUACAAGUAUUUAAGUCUUAAGUUUUAUGUUUGCAUUUAUCAACUAAUCACACAUUGAUUAGGAAUAACUCCAGUUUUUUGUACCUGUCCAUUGCAUAUGAUGCUUAAGAAUCUUACUAUGUUCCAUAAUGUUAGUAGAAAACAUUUUACCAUGAUCUACACAUUUGUCAUCCAAGUGAAUUGACCUCCCUAGUGAAUGAACGGUAUCCAGCGAACUUCUUGUAUG